AUGCAGUUGGAGUGUAGCGGCGAUUUUUGGGAAAUACAAAAUAUAUUUGAUCUGGAGCUUACUACCGAAAAGUGUAAGGUACACCAUAUUUGGAGCGUUCUGAAGAAGCAUCGCGAAGCUGCUCGCGAGGAUCCCAUAAAACGCUAUUUAUUUUUCCUGGAUGAGCCGCCAAUGUUCCGCUGUUCUGAGGAGACGGAUUGCCCGAGGGCGGGUUACCCAACUGAUGUGCCGGAAGAACUGCAACAGCAAUAUCACCCAUGCAUCAGUCCUGAGAAGCUGGCAUUCUUGAAAGCCUAUUCGGCGAUGAACCGAGCGAUCCGUUACUAUUUGAUGCUGGAUUAUCCGAGCAGCCGAAAUCGCCCGCUAAUCUUUCUGCUUGAUGGCCUGCUGAAGGAGGUUACAGACGGCAAGCUGGAUGAUAUCGCAUUCAAUUGCCUGACGGCGACUACAACCCGCGAACACCGUCGCAAAUCCGUCGUCAAUGCGAAGAAAUUUAAAAACCGUCCCGGCGAUGUUGUGCCGGGCUAUCUCAUCCAAGCGCCAACGGAUAAUUACACUACGCUUUGGGAACUUCGCUUGGGUACAACGCUCGUACACGAAGACCUCGACUUGGACUUGACAGGU
Messenger RNA from Mesorhabditis spiculigera, 624 nucleotides. The record is from the annotation of a GenBank genome assembly. NCBI's taxonomy places the organism in Eukaryota, Metazoa, Nematoda, Chromadorea, Rhabditida, Rhabditidae.